AGAAUCAAUAAAGAAACUACAUAAAAUAUGAGAAAAGAGAGUAAGAUGGAUAUUUUAAAGAUUCCCUUCUCUAGUCCAGUCUUAUGAAGUAGUAUAUUUCCUUCUAAUUGUCUGUUUAGCUGUACAGCCUGCCAACUUCAUUAUUCAGUAUUGUGAUUGUCCUUAGGUUUGAAACAUUUCCCAGAUUUGUGUGUGUGUGUGCGUGUGUGUGUGUGUGUGUGUCUUUUCUACUUUGACUUAUGUUAUUUAGCAGGAUAUUAUUUAAGUUUCAAAUAUUUGGUUAUUUCACAGAUGUCUUAUUGUUGUUAAUUCUAAUGUGGUUUUAUGGUUAACAAACAAUAGUAAUUAAACAUUUUAUUGGGACUUAGUUUAUGGCUAAUCAAAUGUGGUCCAUCUUGGUGAAUAUUCUUUGUUUGGAGAAUGUGCAGGUCUUAGUAAAACAUCUUAGUUUUUUGUAGUUAGGUUAAUUUAUUGUCAUCGAGUUUAUGAACUGAUUUUGUUCUAGUGGACAGCCAAUCACUUUGGAGUUGUGUUUGCUUCAAUAGGGUGAUCAGUGGAGAAGUCCUCAGUGUUUCUUGGGACCCUCAAAUUGACUAGAACUCAGUCACAAUCCAGUUUUUCUAUGGAAUUUGCCAAUGUUGCUUUUAGGCUUUAGUUAGGGUUGUUCUAGAGAUGUCUUAUUAUAAAACCUGGCACUGAUCCCUAAGACAGCUCUUCUAGUAUCUCUGCUGGGUCUGUGGGUGCUCAUGCAGUACUCCUGAAGUUUACUAACUUGGAUAACUCCACCAUCUAUUUCCCAGUGUUUCUCUAUCUCAAGUAUCUCCUGCCCAUACUCAAUCCUUUGGUAUUGACUCGCUGUUCAAUCUUUCUUUUGCAGGUGCAGCCCAGUCCAGUCAUUGAUUAGGUACCAUGACUCUUACAAGGACUUCUGGGGCCACCCGUCUACAUAGCUGGCUCUUCAGUGCUGGAGAUCUUUCCCAUAUAAUUCAGUUGCUUCCAUGGUCUUAAGUCAGAUUCUUGCCCUGCACAGGCUAAGCAAACAGUGAAGCUGCUGUACUCAACUUGAAUGACAGUUCAUUGUCAGUUGAUGAGACACUGUCCCUAGGAAAGAACUAAGGAAGCUAGGGGCUUCUCUGUCCCUUAGCAAACAGAAGCCUUGUAGAGUUGUCCUAUAUUGUCUGAAAAUAGUGCUGUAAUCUUGUUUAUUAUUUGUUCUGAGAGAGCAGAGAUUUGUCAUCCUUUUUUAAAAAAAACAAACUUGAAAUAGGGUUUUGGCAAAAUGAUUUAUUUGUAUUAGUUUUAAUUAUAUAUAGGUAUGUGGAUCUGCAUGUUGGAAUGUGCAUGUGAGUGGAGGUGCCCUUGUAGCGCAGAGGGAUCAGAUCCUCUGAAGCCAGAGUUACUGACAGCUGUGAGCUACCUGAGAUGUACCCAUUGGGACUGGGCUCCACAACCCAGAAGCAGCGUAUUUCUUAAUACCGUGGUGAAGAGAGUGUCUCUGGACCUUCCUAAGUUGGAUCCAAAGAAAGAAAGUCAGAAAUGGUGAUAAGGAGACUCAAUGAGAACUGUGAACCAUGGGAGAGAGGCUGCUGAAGCUAUGGAAGUAGAGGGAGUCUGACCAUGAAACUGGAAGUCUUUCUCAGCCUGAGAGGAACUGGGUCAGCUGCACGACUAAGCAAGGAAGCCAGCCAAAACAUUGAUGGAUGAAAAGCAAACCUGGCGGCCUUUCUAAACAGCUCAUUUUGAAAGGAUUGUAAAUUCAGCAAAGAGAUCUAGAUUGGAGUGAGGAAGUCAGAGUCUCCACACACCACAGACCAGCCUUGAGAACCUGCAGCUCACUGCUCUCUGGGUAGUUAUCACAUCCCGAGGCAAGAAGGUAUAAAGCUGCAGGAACGGGGGACCACUCAAGCUGAAGAAGGCAGGUUCUCAGAGUGUUGCUGCCAACCAGGUCUGGGACAUACCAGAGACUUUAAGGGAAAACUGGGAAGAGCUCUGGGGGCCUUGAACUCAAAGCAGCGAAGUAUCUUCUGGGGAAAGAGGAAGAUGGCUCCCAAAUGUGUCCGGCUGCUCCUACUGCUGAGCUGCGUAGCUGGCCCCGAAGUCCUGAGUGACCUCGUGAGACCCAGCUGCGCUUCAGGGUGGUUUUACUACAAGUCCCACUGCUAUGGGUACUUCCGGAAGAUGGGAAACUGGUCUCAUGCUGAGCUGGAGUGUCAGUCAUAUGGAAAUGGAUCCCAUCUGGCAUCUGUCUUGAAUCAAAAGGAAGCCAGCGUCAUAUCAAAGUACAUAAUUGGCUAUCAAAGAAACCUGCCUGUGUGGAUUGGCCUGCAUGACCCCCAGAAGAAUCAGUUAUGGCGAUGGAUUGAUGGGUCCACACAGCUGUAUACACCCUGGAAUCACAAGUCAGAGAGUGGAGCCAAGCACUGUGCUGCGCUGAACCCCAAGGACAAAUUUUUAACUUGGAACAAAAACAGAUGCAGUGAUUACCAACAUUUCCUGUGCAAGUACAAGCCAUAGAACAAGAACCAAGUGUCUGCCAGCUUCGUACAAGCCCCUUCUUCUUCCCUCUCACCUGGUGGCUGAUGUAAUCAUUAUCCCGGAGAGUAAAUGCAGCAGCAAACACUGAUGAGUCCUCCAGUACACUGACUAUUAGGCUCAGAGAGCUUGGCAUGGUGGGACAGUGACUUCUGGUCUCAGAGCUUGGCAUGGUGGGACAGUGGCUUCCGAUCUCAGAGCUUGGCAUGGUGGGACAGUGGCUUCCGGUCUCCGAGCUUGACAUGGUGGGAUAGUGGUUUCCAGUUUCAGAGCUUGGCAUGGUGGGGCAAUGACUUCUGAUCUCAGUGUUCACGCUACAGUCUUUUCUAAAAUUCCACUUUUCUUUGGCUAUUUAAACAAAUAAAAAUGUACCUCCUGA
Mesocricetus auratus (golden hamster) is the source of this 2911-nucleotide messenger RNA. It is a transcript of the gene Reg4, whose product is annotated as regenerating family member 4. The transcript has 10 exons. Bases 2041 to 2514 code for a protein of 157 amino acids. Gene Ontology annotation, molecular function: mannan binding; signaling receptor activity. The record is from RefSeq and is a predicted model, not a curated record. Lineage: Eukaryota; Metazoa; Chordata; Mammalia; Rodentia; Cricetidae.